Acyrthosiphon pisum (pea aphid) is the source of this 2372-nucleotide messenger RNA. It is a transcript of the gene Mks1, whose product is annotated as Meckel syndrome, type 1. Bases 310 to 1791 code for a protein of 493 amino acids. Gene Ontology annotation, cellular component: MKS complex. The transcript is spliced from 8 exons. Lineage: Eukaryota; Metazoa; Arthropoda; Insecta; Hemiptera; Aphididae. The record is from RefSeq and is a predicted model, not a curated record. Gene Ontology annotation, biological process: cilium assembly.
CAUAAUAUUGUAAUUUUAAAAAUAUAGUAAAUUGUAAAAUUGUUAUUACUUAAUGCUUAAUUCAAAUAUCAACAUUUAAAAACCAUGAUGUGUCAAAUUCUGACUUUGGAGUACUGAAUUAUUGACUAUUGGUAGAAUAUCAAUAUUAUAUAAUAUUGAAUUUACACUUAAAAGCUUAAAAGUCACAGAGAAGGAUAUUGAAUAUCGAAUUUGAUAAAGCCAGAACAAUAACAAUGUAUUGUUCCAUUCUUCAAAUUUAAUUCAUAAUUUCUGUAAACCUUUUCAUUUAAGACCCAAAUUGAAAGAGAAAUGUCUAAUAAAGAUGAUUUAGAUUAUGAUGUAGGUAGCUACAGAUGUGAAGGCUCAGUAGAGCAUUUUAGUUUCAGAAUAUGUUUAGAAAUAUCCCGUACUUCAUUUCACCAUAAAAAUACUGAGAUCGAAAAAAAGUACACAAAAAGGAUAGAAAAAGUUUUUCAUUGGAUGGAAAAAACAUCAGAUGAGCCACAAGAUCAAAAUGAUUUAGAAGAAACGUCUUCAUCAAUUGAAGGAAAACUUUUAGAUAGCCAUUUGAAAACCGAAUUUAAUCAGCAACACAAUGGUCGUACAAUUCUGCAUGAUAUUAUGAGUCAUGAUAGUUCACUCACUGAAUCAUUUAAGAAAAUGAGCUUAAUGAAGGACCAUAAAAAAAAUGUACAUUUUUUUACUAAAAACGUUAUUGAUAAUUCACCAUCUGACAUUUCAAAAUUGCAAAAUAGAUUACCAAAUUUCAAUCAAAUAAUGCAUGUUCUUCUUGACCUUGGAAGUAAUGGUACAGAAAAUGAAGGAAAUAAUCUUGUGUUAGCUUCAUUGUAUUGGAAUCCAAACAGUCAUAUUAUGACAAUAUUUCCUAAUUUUACGACUAACAAUUGUUCAGGAUAUAUACUUCCAAUUAGUACAGUGAAAGAUUCAUGUUUUGAGUACAGAUUUUGGAUAGAAAAUCUAUCAAAUGAAUCUCUAGAACUAAUUGCUGAUACUGUAAAUUUUCAUCUACUCAAAUUCGAUCACUAUGACUUUUAUAUACCAGAGACUGAUACUAUUGAAAUAUUUGCUGAAAUAACUUCUGCUAGUGGAUUUGAAUAUGACAAUUUAUUUAUUCGUUAUUUUAUUGAUCUUCCUUCAGGAUGGAAAUGUGCUAAUACUAAUUCACUUAGUGGAACCACUCAUACAUGUCGACGAAAUAACAAUAAGACAUCUAUAUUUUCACAUCUAUUCAAUGUUACAGUAGUAUUACCAAAAACAAUUGAUCAGCCUACAGAUCAAAAUAUUAACUCUGCAUUUAUAACAUUUAUUAUUUAUUCAAUUGAUUCAUGGAACAAAGAACGAGUUGAAGGAUAUGCAUCAUAUCAAAUUCCGAAAUUCUCUACACCAAAAUCAUAUAAAAACAAUAUUAAAUUAGAAGCGUGGUUACCAAAAUCUAGAAGUUGUGUUGAUAAUUUACGUAGAUAUUUCAUUGGUGGAACUGUAAAGUUGGCUGAACCUAAUUAUAUAAGUGUACCCACCAAUUUCAAUGAAAAGUUGUUGAGUAAAUUUGGAAUGGAAGUAGAACAUAGAGGUACAUUGGAUAUUACAUUAAGUAAUCUAAUGCAGCGUUGUAAAAGCAUUAAUAAUACUGAUAACAAUAUUAAUCCUAGUGACAUUGUAUCUGCUCAAGCGCUAGUAAAAAGUGUCAACAAUGUAAUGGCUAGUUUCAAAAGAGCAAGACAGAGAAUGCUUUUAGCUUGCCAGCCAAUAUUAAGUCCAUCACAUAAUUAAUCCCUAUUUAUAAACUAAGUUAUUACUAAUUAUAAAAUAAUUAAAUUCACUCUAGUCAAUGUUUAAGGUUCAAACACAUAUAUAUUUUUAAUAAAAAAAUAUUUAUACUUCUAUAAUAUGGCUCAAAUUAUAUUUUCAUAUUAUUUAGAAUAAUGCCAAGUUGAGGCAUAGUGUUUUCACUACAUUUUAAUUAUUAUUGGUUAUCUUCUUAUAUAAAAUAUAAAUUAAAUUAUUGGUCAAUAUUUGUUUGUAAAAAUACAUAUAUAUUUUUAAUAAUUCUUAUAUUAUACAAUUAUUUUAUUGCAAAUUUUCUAUUGUUUUUAAAAAGUUAUAAAUAUUUUUAAUUUCAUAUUUAAAAGCACAAUAUAUUUCUGAAAAUAUAUGAAUAUCCUCAGUAUAAAAUAUAGUAUACAAUAUAACUCAUUUAAUGUAUAACAUAAUAUAAGCAUACAUUUCUAUAUAAGAUAAGUAGUAACAGAGUAGGCUACUUUAAAAAACUGUGGUUCACUCAUAAGUUAAAAAUUCUAUGUUUUACUCUGCAAAUUAUUUAAAAAAUAAAAGAUUGUUUUUUUUUGCGAAAA